This is a messenger RNA of Angiostrongylus costaricensis, 405 nucleotides long. The record is from the annotation of a GenBank genome assembly. Lineage: Eukaryota; Metazoa; Nematoda; Chromadorea; Rhabditida; Metastrongylidae.
UCACUACGAGUCUUUUCUUAUCAGGAAAAAUUGAUGCGACUCUCACAAUCUCAUGGAAUUUUAAAGGCCGGAGAACAUGUAAAGGUCACGAUCUACAUAACCUCAUCUGAUGACUGGCCCCUUGAUCCAGCUGAAUAUUCUCGUAAACGUAUAAAACUGGUCGUGGAAAACCUGAAAAUUCCUGAAUACAUCCAACCGAAAAACAAGCUUGAAGGCAAGCGAAUGUCUCGAGAAAUCUUUCAUAACUCGGCUGCAAAUAACCCACUUCUUCGUAUGUUUACAAGAGUCAACCUUAUCCUCGUAACAGUCAGAGUUCAUAUUGGUCAGCAAUGGAACAGAAUAAUCUUUGUCCCUGUAAAAGCACUUAACACUGCUUCUUGCUGCAGCGAACACAAAUAUCCUUAG